Molecule: messenger RNA, 691 nt
Organism: Oreochromis niloticus (Nile tilapia)
Lineage: Eukaryota; Metazoa; Chordata; Actinopteri; Cichliformes; Cichlidae
Product: GTPase IMAP family member 4-like
Exons: 1
Coding region: 2-691 (229 amino acids)
Molecular function (GO): GTP binding
Source: RefSeq, a predicted model, not a curated record
GAUGAUCCUAUGUUUUAUGUCUGCAGGUUCUCAGAAGCAGAAGAAGAGUGAUGAACUCCGAAUUAUUUUGGUGGGAAAAACAGGAGGAGGGAAGAGUGCUACAGGAAACAGCAUCUUAGGAAGAAAAGUUUUUCAGUCUGAACUGUCCCCAACGUCCUGGACAUCGGAGUGCAAGAGAGCUCAGGGAGUUGUGGAAGGUCGAAAGGCGACCAUCAUUGACACUCCGGGGCUGUUUGACACUAGUGCGACUGAAGAAGAAGUGUUAAAAAAAAUUAAAACAUCUAUUUCUCUGUCUGCUCCUGGCCCUCAUGCCUUCCUGAUGGUCCUAAAGCUUGGUAGGUUCACCCAAGACGAGGAAGACACUAUGAAGAUGAUUCAAAGUACUUUUGGGAAAGAGGCAGCCAAAUACUCACUGGUUCUGUUCACACAUGGAGACAAACUAAAGACACAAACUAUUGAAAAAUUCAUCUCAAAAAAUGAACGACUUCAAGAGCUCAUUGAAGGUGUCUACGGCAGAUAUCAUGUCUUCAACAACGAAGCGGGAGACCCAGAACAAAUCAGGCAGCUUCUAGAGAAAAUCGACAGAAUGACUGUGGAGAAUUGUGGGGGUCACUACACGGUAAACAUGUUGAAAAAGGCAAAGAAGGCCUCAAAGAAAGAGAAACAGAGACUUGCAAGAACGAAAGGAUGA